Messenger RNA from Leptosomus discolor (cuckoo roller), 2095 nucleotides. NCBI's taxonomy places the organism in Eukaryota, Metazoa, Chordata, Aves, Leptosomiformes, Leptosomidae. The record is from RefSeq and is a predicted model, not a curated record.
GCAGGAAUGUGUGGAGCAGCUCCUGAAGAAUAUGUUUGAUGGCGAGCAGACGGAGAACUGCAUAGUGAACGGAACACAAGUUCUUCUGACGUUGCUGGAAACAAGGCGCUCUGGGGUGGAAGGACUGAUGGACUCAUACACUCAGGGAUUUGAAAGGUCUUACACUGUCAAUAGCAGCAUCUUGCAUGGUAUUGAACCAAGGCUGAAGGAUUUCCACCAGCUGCUGCUCAGCCCUCCCAAGAAAACAGCAAUCCUAACUACGAUUGGUGUCUUGGAGGAGCCACUGGGGAACGCUCGUCUUCAUGGAUCUCGUCUAAUAGCUGCUCUGCUUCACACAAACACUCCCAGUAUUAAUCAGGAACUAUGCAGACUCAGUACCAUGAAUUUAUUACUUGAUUUGUUUUUUAAAUACACGUGGAAUAACUUUUUGCAUUUCCAAGUGGAAUUGUCCAUAGCAGCAAUUCUCUCCCACUCUGUGCAAGAGGGAAAGACUACUGCUCACGAGCUAGAAAGCAAAGAGGAGGUGCUGAAUGGAAACGUGGCCACAGAGAACUCGGAGACUCCAGCACACAACACGGAGAACAUCAUGGUUACUCACCUGUUCCAGAAGUGCUGCCUCGUGCAAAGGAUCUUGGACGCCUGGGAAGCCAACGACAAGAUCCAGGCAGAAGGUGGAAUGAGGCGAGGCAACAUGGGCCACCUCACCCGGAUAGCCAACGCCGUAGUGCAGAACAUGGAGAAGGGCCCCAUGCAGACUCAAAUUAGUGAGUUCAUUAAAGAGCUACCUGAAGAUUGCAGAGGGAGGUGGGAGAGUUUUGUAGAAGAGACGCUGACGGAAACAAACAGGAGGAAUACGGUGGAUUUGGUGAGCACUCACCAUCUGCACUCUUCCAGUGAGGAUGAAGACAUUGAGAGUGCUUUCCCCAAUGAACUUUCUCUCCAGCAGGCCUUCUCCGAGUACCAGAUCCAGCAGAUGACAGCUAACUUUGUGGAUCAGUUCGGCUUUAACGACGAGGAGUUUGCAGACCAGGAUGAUAAUAUCAAUGCUCCCUUUGACAGGAUCGCGGAGAUAAACUUCAAUAUAGAUGCGGAUGAUGACAGUCCCAAUGCUUCCCUCUUUGAAGCCUGCUGCAAUGAGCGGAUCCAACAAUUUGAUGAUAACGAGGAGGAAGAAGAUAUUUGGGAAGAGAAGGAGAUAACCUAUGCAACCCAAGUUAAAUCAAGAACACGAUUUGGAGCAUCUCAGACCUCAGAGAGUUCGUCAAAAAGUGAUCUUGAAAACGGAGAUCAUGAUGGCAGCGUGGACUCCGAAGAGGAGGAGGAAGCAGAACAGCAGCCGCCUCCUUCCUCGGCGAACAGCAAGAAUAAUAUUUCCGAGCAGAAGGAGUCUGACUCCUCUGAAGGGUCUGGCUGGACAGCGGUGUUCGAGCCCGUCAACUCGAAGCCCCCCACACCCUGCGUUGCCAUGGAUGUUGGAUCGAGUGUGUGGGAUUCAGCAGCCCCCGAGAACCCCACGCCCGAGGAGAAAGGGUGGGCAAAGUUUACAGACUUCCAGCCUUUCUGUUGCUCAGAAUCAGGCCCACGGUGCAGUUCUCCUGUCGACACGGAAAGCAAUGAUUCCGAUGGAAACCCGAAGCAGAGUCAGGACAAGAACUUCAGCACUGCCUCCCCCUGCGUUUGGAACGUCUGCGUCACGAGGAAAGCGCCGCUGGUGGCCUCGGACAGCAGCUCCUCCGGAGGCUCCGACAGCGACGAGGAGGAGGAUAAAGCUGAUAUCGUCACGGAAACCAUCAGCACAGGCUCGGGCCAGGAGACCAUCAAGCUGACUAUGGAUGCUAAAAACGAGAAGGCUGUUUUCACCAGAGUGUUUAGACCUGCAGUCAGAGGUGAUGCGGACUGCAUGGUCAUUGAUAAGCUGGCCAUCACUGACAUCGGAACAACAAAAGCAUCCAGACCCCUGAACAACGUGGCCCAGCGCUCGGAGGAGCACCAGAACACCGCCGCCGUUGUCACAGCUGUCACGGAAACGGCCACAAAAGACAGGAAAGAAGAAGUCUUGCCCUGUGCUGAAGCCACGUUAAAUGGCCCUGCUUGA